Messenger RNA from Salpingoeca rosetta, 1632 nucleotides. Its product is annotated as peptidase 26S subunit. Gene Ontology annotation, molecular function: ATP hydrolysis activity; proteasome-activating activity; ATP binding. NCBI's taxonomy places the organism in Eukaryota, Choanoflagellata, Craspedida, Salpingoecidae. The record is from RefSeq and is a predicted model, not a curated record. The transcript is spliced from 12 exons. Gene Ontology annotation, biological process: proteasome-mediated ubiquitin-dependent protein catabolic process. Bases 212 to 1447 code for a protein of 411 amino acids. Gene Ontology annotation, cellular component: proteasome regulatory particle, base subcomplex.
UGUCGUUGCAAACAAGAAGAAGAACAAGUGAAGAAGAAGAAACGACAUUCGACCGACAAGAGCGAGUGAGCGAGCAACCGAGCCAAAGCAAUCACCAACCCCGACCUGAUAUCCGCACACGUCCUUCCUCCUCUGCAGCCCUUUGUUCCCUUGUGCUACAAGUGUGGACAACGAGAACAGUGCGUGUGAGACACACGAGCACAAAGACACGAUGAGCACAACGAUGGCAUCGCAUGCCAUGGACACCAAGGCAGAUGAGCGUGAUGCCAAGGACAAGGGCGCAACCGCAUAUCUUGAGAGCAAAGUCAACGGCCUCACGGUCGUUCUCAAUGACAAGAAGCAGAACCUUCGACGAUUGGAGGCUGAAAGAAACGAGCUCAACGGCCGAGUGCGCCAGUUGAAGGAAGAGCUGACGCUGCUGCACGAGCCUGGCUCAUAUGUGGGUGAGGUGGCCAAGGUCAUGGGCAAGAAGAAGGUGCUUGUCAAGACACACCCAGAGGGCAAGUAUGUCGUCGACAUUGAGAAGAACAUCGACAUCACAAAGCUGACGCCAAACACGCGAGUUGCCCUGCGCAGCGACAGUUACACCUUGCACAAAGUCCUGCCCAACAAGGUUGAUCCGCUCGUGUCGCUGAUGAUGCUUGAGAAAGUGCCCGACAGCACAUAUGACAUGGUCGGCGGCCUCGACAAGCAAAUCAAGGAAAUCAAGGAGGUGAUUGAGCUGCCUGUGAAGCAUCCCGAGCUGUUUGAGGCGCUCGGCAUUGCGCAACCAAAGGGUGUGCUGCUGUAUGGCCCGCCCGGCACAGGCAAAACGCUGCUGGCACGCGCAGUUGCCCACCACACGGAGUGCAGCUUCAUCCGCGUGUCUGGCUCUGAGCUCGUCCAGAAGUACAUUGGCGAAGGUUCACGGAUGGUUCGUGAGCUGUUCGUGAUGGCCCGGCAGCACGCGCCAUCGAUCAUCUUCAUGGACGAGAUUGACUCCAUCGGCUCUGCGCGCAUGAGCGGGGGCAAGGGUGGCGGCGACAGCGAGGUGCAGCGCACGAUGCUGGAGCUGCUCAACCAGCUCGACGGCUUUGAGGCCACGCAGAACAUCAAGGUGAUCAUGGCCACCAACCGCAUCGACAUUCUCGACUCGGCGCUCCUCCGCCCAGGACGCAUCGACCGCAAGAUUGAGUUCCCUGCGCCAAACGAGAGCGCACGCGCGCACAUUCUCCGCAUCCACUCGCGCAAGAUGAACCUCACUCGUGGGAUCAACCUGAAGAAGAUUGCUGAGCUGAUGCCGGGCGCGUCCGGCGCAGAAGUCAAGGGCGUGUGCACGGAGGCCGGCAUGUAUGCGCUUCGUGAGCGCCGCGUGCACGUGACGCAGGAGGACUUUGAGCUCGCCGUCGCAAAGAUUAUGCAAAAGGACAGCGACAAGAACACUUCCCUGCAGAAAUUCUUCACUUGAUCGCCCGCAAGGCACCCACCCACAUCACCAACCACCAGCCUUGUUUUGGCUCUUGUUCAAGCCUUUGGUGCUGUGCUGUGUGGCGGCACUCUCACACGCAUACACGCUUGUGCGCUUGCUGUGUCGUUUGUCGUUUUGCGUCUGCAACAGUCAGCCCAUCAAAUACACAACAACCAAAUCACCCA